AUGGAUCCCAAAAGAGGUUAUCUCGAAGCAAGAAAACUUUUAAAGAAAAGAUUCAGUCAGAAUUAUAGAAUUGCCACAGCUGAUGUCGAUAAACUCCCAAAAGGACCGGUUAUUAAAAGAGAAGACAAUGCAGCCAUUCAACGAUUGUCGGUUCAGUUAACAUUGUAUAUGAACACACUUACUGAAAUCGGUUAUAUGAGCAAGAUCGAGAACCCAGAGUGCUUGAAGUUAAUCAUCGCAAGACUACCAUACGAUAUGAGAAAAAGGUGGCGUGCCAUCGCCGAUAAUAUAACUGAGGAUGAAGAGAGAGAAAUUACCCUUUGCGAUGUUACUCGAUUUGUCAAAAGGCAAGCACAAAUCCUCAAUCAUCCCGUGUUUGGUAACAUUUCAGCUGAUUAUGACUAUACUGGCAAGAAGAUCAGAAACAAGAAACUGAAAGGGACUAGUUUAGCUACGCAAGCUGGGAAAGGGAACAAUGAUACUAAACGGAAAGGCAACUUUGGCAAUGUUGAAUCACCAAGACCAAUCAAGAAUUGCAUUGUUUGCAACCAAGCCCAUACACCGGAAGAAUGCUCAAAAUUCCAAGCUAUGUCUUACGAAGAACGCGUGGAACUUGUCAAAUGA
Messenger RNA from Paramuricea clavata, 624 nucleotides. NCBI's taxonomy places the organism in Eukaryota, Metazoa, Cnidaria, Anthozoa, Malacalcyonacea, Plexauridae. The record is from the annotation of a GenBank genome assembly.